UGCAAUUCUGUAGUAUAUUUAGUCUGUUUUAAUUUAGUGCAAAUCUUUCACUCACAAAAAAAUCUUAUGCCUUCAAACUUCAAAUCUGUUGAUAUCUUGAAAUAGGAGCUUGAUUAUAACUGCAAUAAUGGCUGGUUGUAACCAGUUUAUGGCAUUAAUAGCAAGAAAAUUUAUUACUACUGAUUAUUUAAUUUUUAAAAAGAUCAUUCGGAAAACAUCAACAUUUAUGAAUCUUUCCAAAGAUGUAAUAAUCUAUGAAAAUAAAACUCGCUCUUCAAAACUUAUGAGUAUGCUGGGUGUUUUUGGAUUUGGUCAAUGGUGUAUGUCAAUUUAUAUGAGCCAAACAUUACUUUAUCAUAUGCCUGCAUUUUUUAGCUGGAUUCCACCUGAAAAAAAUUUAGAACAGAAAGACAAUAAGUUGCCACGUGCAGACUUGAAAUAUCGCAUUGGAUUUUCAUUUUUAGCUGCAUUAGCAUCAACUGGAGUUUUGGGCUCACUUAUUAUAUUUAAUUUGCGUUCAGUUUCUUCAAUAACACUAUUAAAAGGAGGUAAAGAUGUUAUGAUCAAAACAUUUACUCCAUUCGGAAAAUAUUUCACAGUUAUUUGUGAAUUAGAAAAUAUUUCUGCUGUGCAACAUCGAACAGCUAUUGUUUCACAAAUUCCUCUAAAGAUAAAAGGAAGAAGGUUUCAUUUUCUAAUGGAUAAGUCUGGUGAAUUUACACAACCAACAUUAUACGACAAAACAGUUGGAAUUAAAAGGACUUUUACUUAAUAUAACUUUUUAUGAACAUAAGUAAUUUUUUUGAAGUUUUUAAAUAUUCUUAAAACGAUUUUUAUUUAUACAAAUUUUGGAGUUUAUAUCGUUUAUAUGUUAAAUUUGUAUAAUAAAUACUUGUAGUAGGAAGCAUUUAAUUUCUUUUGCAAUGCAAUUGUAUUAUUGUAUAAUAUGCAAUGCAUAUUACGCAAAAUUUGAAAAAUAAAUUAUUUUAUUAUAGGAAA
Messenger RNA from Hydra vulgaris (swiftwater hydra), 999 nucleotides. Its product is annotated as transmembrane protein 223. Gene Ontology annotation, cellular component: mitochondrion. The record is from RefSeq and is a predicted model, not a curated record. Lineage: Eukaryota; Metazoa; Cnidaria; Hydrozoa; Anthoathecata; Hydridae.